GUAAAACUUGCCGCUCGGUGUAAUUUGAUCUUAUCAGGAAGCAAGAAAAAACGAUGUACAGAAGUUUAACUUGUUGAAACAUAUCGGACGAUUUUUUAAUUUUUCCAAUCUGAAAUGGACGAAAGGAGCUACUGCAUAGAAAGUGCCGACAUAUAUUCCUGCAUUUCUGAAAGUGGCGCCAAAGAAUUGGAUAUUUCAAAAGAAAUAAUAACGAUGAGAAGAGAUUCUGAAGGAGAGAUUUUCUAUCAAUUUGUGGAAAGAUUUAAUCUAUGCUAUGCAGACAUUUUUUAUCGUUUUCUUGAAAGUGUCAAUGAGCUUUGUGCAGAACUUCGCUGUAUUUCACUGGCAGAGAUUUUUCCUCGAUUUGCAGCUAGACUCAUUGGAAUUCGUGCAGAAAUUCACCGUGUGUCAUUGUUAGGUCGCAGGACCAUGGCUAAAGUCCAAUAGUCGAGUUUACUUAAGUUACGUUUGCACACAACGAGUGUCGUCGGUCCGACAAAUCGUUGUGUGUAAACGUACCUUAACAGCAAUUGGCAUUUUGACAACAAUGAAAUGCUCGACUAUGAAUCAGACAAUAUGCCCAGAGUAAGCGCACUAGUGUUUCUUAAGUUUUUUCAAUAUGACAUUCUUCUGAAAUUUGAACGAUAAUUUUGUUAUGUAAUAUAAUAAUACUAUUAAUUGUUAAUAAUAAUUAUAUAUAUACCUUAACCGUUUAAAAACAAUGAAAUUCUCAACUGUGAAUCAGACAAUAUGUCUAGAGUAAACGCACACAUGUUGCUUUGUGUUUUUUCAAUGUGACAUUCUUCCGAAAUUUUGAAGAUAAUGUAUUUGGGUAACAUACUAGUCAAUACUAAAAUUUUUUGUUUGUGCUUGUUUGAA
Messenger RNA from Xenia sp. Carnegie-2017, 879 nucleotides. RefSeq lists its product as uncharacterized. The record is from RefSeq and is a predicted model, not a curated record. NCBI's taxonomy places the organism in Eukaryota, Metazoa, Cnidaria, Anthozoa, Malacalcyonacea, Xeniidae. The transcript has 10 exons. The coding region runs from base 115 to 447 and encodes 110 amino acids.